CGCCGUCACCGGGGAGGGUCGUGGCAGGUGGCUGGGCGCUGCCCCCGCCAUGCUCCGCAGACUGGCCCGGACCGCGGCCCAGUGGCACGGGGCCCUCUGGGCGCGGGGGUCUGGGAGCUGGGCGGGGGUCCCGGCGCACGUGGUGGACCUGCGCAGCGACACGGUGACCAAGCCCGGGCCGGCCAUGAGGCGCGCCAUGGCCGAGGCGGUCGUGGGGGACGACGACUACGGCGAGGACCCCACCGUCCGCGAGCUGCAGGAAAAGGCUGUGGAGCUGCUGGGGGUGGAGCAGACCUUGUUUGUGCCCACCAACACCAUGGCCAACCUCAUCUCUGUGAUGUGUCACUGCCGGCGCCGGGGCUCCCAGCUCCUCCUCGGGCAGGAAUGCCACCUCCAUGUCUAUGAGCAGGGCGGGGUGGCUCAGGUAAGGACCCAGCUCCCCUCACCUGGGGCCAGCGGAGGGUGCUCAGCACUUCUGGUGGGAACCUGCUUCCCAGGCAGGGCGUCUGGAUGGGCAGAGGGGAGAAAUGGCUGGGAUGGUGGCCUCUCCAGAAAGGCGGGAAGGAGAGACGUUCCCAGAUUGAGCACACGGGGGCAGCCACGGCUCAGGUCAGCCGUUGGGACAGUGGCCAUGCUUGGUGCCCUGCUGCCCCCUAGUGGGCACUCAGGGCACCAAGGCAGAGGGACAGCAACCUCUCCAGAGCACACAGAGCCUGUGUUCCUUCCGCUCCUUACCUGGGAUGUCUGUGCCCAAGUCCACAGCACAAGGGGAAGGCUUCAAGGCCCAGAGCUGGGAGGAGCAGAAAGGACAGAGGUAGGAGGUGCUGCUGGACCCCUGGACCUGAUCCUUCAUCCCCCCCAACACCUGCAGAUCGCAGGGGUGCACUCCCACCCCCUCCCAGACCUGCCCCAUGGCACCCUGGACCUGGCUGAGCUGGAGAGGAUGGUCACGCGGGGCCUUGGGAGCCCCUACCACCCAGUCUGUGAGCUCAUUUGCCUGGAGAACACCCACAGCAGCUCGGGGGGCCGGGUCCUCCCCAUCAACUACCUACGCCAGGUGCGCCUCCUGGCCCGGAGCUACGGGGUACGGGUCCACCUGGACGGGGCCCGGCUGAUGAACGCCUCGGUGGCUCUGCACGUGCCCCCGGCGCGCAUCGUGGAGCACUGUGACUCUGUGUCUCUCUGUUUCUCCAAGGUGGGAAGUCGCUGGGCCGCCCCCCAGACACAGGAGGGUGGGGUUGCCUGCAGCAGGCGGCUGAGUUGGGUUCCUGGGCUCCUGUGCUGGCAGCCGCUGAUCCCAUUAACCCUUCCCCAGAUGGGACCACCUUGUCCGCCCUUUCCCAUCCCCUUCGCGCCCCCUCCCCCGGCCCCAAGGACAGAGACGCCCACCCAGGGGGCAGAGGAACAGGAUUCUCUCCUCUCUUCCUCCCAGGGCCUGGGCGCACCCGUGGGGGCCCUGGUUGGGGGGCCCAAGGACUUCAUCGAAGAAGCCUGGCGCCUCCGGAAAGCCCUGGGCGGGGGAAUGCGCCAGGCGGGGGUGCUAGCAGCAGCUGCCCUGGUGGGACUGGCUGACGCCGAGGAGGUGCUGCUGAGGGACCACCGGAAUGCCCAGAGAUUCGCUAAAGGGCUCCAGGAACUGGCGUCGCCCCUCUGCUCCGUGGAUCUCACGGCCGUGGAGACGAACAUGGUGAUGGUGAGGGUGGACGGGCCGCCGCCCGAGGAGCUGUGCCGGCGCCUGCAGGCCGUGAGUGCCGAUGAGGUGGCCCAGACUGGCCGCGCAGUGCGAGUGCUGCUCUUCCCCUGGACGGAGCGGUCGGUGCGCGCUGUGUGGCACCGUGACGUCUCGGCACAGGACACUGAGCUGGCGCUGAGGAAGUGGGGGUUCGUGCUGAGGCAGCUGGGGCCCUGAGGACGAGGUGCCCGGAUCCUGUGCCCAGCUGGGCUCGGGCAAGGAGUGGAGGGUCCCCAGGGAGUGGGCAGGAGGACAAGCAGUCAACAGAGCCCCCGUCAUCGGCUCGUCUCCUCGGACCCCUUUACCUCCCAUGACGCUCAGGAUGAAGCUGCCACUGUGUUCCUCCAGCCAGCCCCGUGUGCCCUCUGUGUCCAGACGGGGUGCCCAAGCAGGCAGUGACAGGCGGGACCCCAUCCCAGCCCCCUCCCCACAGCCUGGGAGGCAGCCAGGGCAGGCCCUCUGCCCCACAGACAGAGAGGAAUGCCCUGAGCCGGUGAGAGCUCAGGGGCUCUGUUGCAGUCAUCUAAUACAGAUUACCUUUUCAAACAAUAAAAUUUUCUGUUUAUAAAAUACUAUGUCUUAAUUUUAGAGAAUGUGGGACUCGAUCUCAUUUUUAGCAACUCCUGGGGUAAUUUCGGCAGACUCGGGUUAAGACCAACCCUCCUGCCGAUGUCAACUAGAAGACCUGGACAAGGUAUAUUUUUAAAAAUCACCCAAGAAUCAUAACUAUUAAUGUUUUAGUAGAUUUUGUUCUGGAGAUAUAUGCAGGUAUGUAUCUCAAUCGUGUGUGUAUUUUAAUAGGGCAGCUGUGCCGUCACAUCAGUGCUUUGAAAGCCCCUAACAGGAAUCCCAGGACGAGGCUCUGCGAGGGUUGAGUGGUGAUUUCAGUGUACGAAGUGUGAAGUUUUAGAGCCCAGGUGCAGUUAGGAAGCUGCCAGAAACACAGGUUUGGAGCUCAGGAGAGGGCCUGGGCUAGAGGCGCAGAU
This is a messenger RNA of Diceros bicornis minor, 2718 nucleotides long. RefSeq lists its product as uncharacterized. The transcript is spliced from 5 exons. Gene Ontology annotation, molecular function: L-allo-threonine aldolase activity. Gene Ontology annotation, cellular component: cytosol. Gene Ontology annotation, biological process: L-threonine catabolic process; glycine biosynthetic process. The record is from RefSeq and is a predicted model, not a curated record. Bases 50 to 1909 code for a protein of 619 amino acids. NCBI's taxonomy places the organism in Eukaryota, Metazoa, Chordata, Mammalia, Perissodactyla, Rhinocerotidae.